AUGUUGCGACUUUCAGCGGAAGAGAUCCUGAGCAACAUGGAUCCUAAGGAGGACCCAUGCAAUGAUUUCUACCGGUACACAUGCGGGAGAUUUGUCGACAAAGCUAUCAUCCCUGAUGGCGAGUCCUGGGUAAGCCAGUUUACCAAGAUUGAUUAUCAGUUGAAGAAGGACCUCCGACACAUCGUGGAAAAGCCAAUCGGUUCUGGGGAACUUCCAGCUUUCCGUGUAGUGAAGACCAUGUACGCGUCGUGCAUGAACCAGAGUCAGAUCAACUUAUUGGGGCUGGAUGUCCUGAAGGAUGUCCUGGAUCGGAUCGGUGGAUGGCCCGUAGUCCUCGGAUCGGAAUGGAACGACUUACACUUCACCUGGAGCAGCCUCAUGUACGAAUACCGGAAAAUGGGAUUCUCCAUUGGUUACUUUAUCGAAUUCUCUGUUGCCGGUGACAUGAAAAACUCCUCUCGCAAUAUCCUCAAGAUCGAUCAGCCAACACUUGGUCUGGACAGGGUAUACUUGAUGAAAGGCCUGGACGAUGAUGUUGUCCAAGCGUAUUAUGAUUACAUGGCGAAAUUGGCCAUCCUCCUCGGCGCCGCGCCAGAUCGAGCGCAACUGGAAUUACGGGAGGUCCUCCAGUUCCAAAUCCUUCUCGCUAAUUACUUGCUGCCAAACGAAGAAAGGCGCAAUUCAACGAAUCUGUACAACAAGAUGACGAUUACCGAAUUGAGGCUGAGAUGGCCCAGUAUUCCAUGGCACGAUUACGUGAAUGAGAUGUUGGCCCCCUUCCAUAACGUGACACCCGAAGAGCCCGUCAACAUUGUCGCCCCUGCAUAUAUUGACAAGUUCGUCGGUGCUCUUGAGAUCACACCCAAGAGGUAA
Messenger RNA from Darwinula stevensoni, 873 nucleotides. NCBI's taxonomy places the organism in Eukaryota, Metazoa, Arthropoda, Ostracoda, Podocopida, Darwinulidae. The record is from the annotation of a GenBank genome assembly.